AUGAUGGAAGGCAUGAUGCACUGCCGGUCUCCCGUUGGGGAACAUGAGUCCUCGCAGCUCUCACAGACUGGAGACACUGCAACUCGCCGCGACUCGUUCUCUUCUCCGAGCGUCAGCGUUCCUCGGUAUCCCUUUCUUCUUCCUUCACAAGACAUUCCCGAGGCGAACGUCUCCUUGCUUCCCUCGGAGUCUCUGACGACUCCUGCAACUCCGUCUUCGCCUACAGGAUACCCUUCAGUGUCUUCGUCUCUCUUGCCCUCUUCUGCGCCUUCACCCUCGAAACGUUCUUCGUUUUUAGACUGUUCGCCUUCUGUACAGACACCGACGGAGUCGACAGGCCAUUCUUCGUCUCUCUCGCUCUCUUCAGAGUCGCCUUCUUCGGUCUCCUUGUCACUGACAGCGGCGCGCGCAUCCCCAGAAGCCUCGCCUUGGCAGGACUCGCACGAGAAAGACGGAUUUGAUCCAACUGCCUCCUGCAACUUAUUUUCUCCCCUCUUUCCCCCCGGGUGUCCGUACACCCCAAUCGCGCUCCUCGGCACCGGCGCUGUCGCCAGAGUUUUCCAGUGUCUGGACCAACGACGGAAUCCCCCUACCUUCGUCGCCGUCAAACUCAUUCGGAAGCAAAUUUUAAAGAGAAAUCCCGUUCUCCGUCAGCAAGUGAUCAACGAAAAAGAGGCUUUGCGCCGUCUCAGCGUUCCGCGCCUUCGCAGGGUCGGCGACGGUGCUGUCCCUUUCUCUCGCUCUGCGUCUUUGUCUCUGCCUUCCUCUCCUCCCCCUGCGUCUUCUUCGUCCGCUUCGUCAGAGCCGUCGCGCGGCGCGACAGAAGAGGCGCGAGCGCCAGAGUCUCCGCCGAGCGCCGAGGCCGCCAGAGAAGGUCCGCGAGGUGGAGAGGCGGAUGGCGACGCGGAGCGAGGCUUGCCCGCCCGGCGGUUCUGUCCGUUUAUCCCGCGACUGUUGCAUGCGUUUCAGGACGCGCAGCGGCUGUUUCUCGUGAUGGAUCUCUCAGGUUUUUCGAACCUCCAGGAGAUUCUUCGCCGGGUCAGUCCGGCGCAUGCAGACUCCGAGUCUUCGCCGUCGUGUCUCAUUCAGCUCAGCGAACUGGCGGCGCAAACUUGGACGGCCGAGCUGGUCGCUGCCCUCGAAUGGCUGCGCGAACGCGGCGUCGUCCACAGAGACCUCAAACCGCAGAACCUCGUGAUCUCUCCUGAGGGGCACUUGUGCGUGGUGGACUUUGGCGCCGCGCUGCUUCUUCCUGCGGAAGAUCAGACGCUGCAGGAGAGCCGCGAACUCCCCGAGAAGAAGCGCGAAACGAACUCCCGCGUGGGCUCGGGAGGUACUCUCUCGCCUUCGUCACUCUCUUCUGUCGGUCCUGACGCGCUGAUGACGAGCGCCGAUGGCGCGUCUCCUCCCCUCCUCCCCUCACCGCAUCGCUCUGCCGCUGGACUCUCUGCUUCCCACUGCUCUCUACCUGCCUCUGCUUCUCGCUCUUCUUCUGUCCCUGCUCCUUCCCGAGGAGUCUCCGCUUCUUCCCCAGUUCAGUCUUCUUCGCCUUCUGCUCCUCCUUCCUCUCCAGGUCCUCCGUCUUCUCCCUCGCCUUUGCCUCCUUUCCCUCCCACUGCGUUCCUCUCUUCUUCUCCCUCUUCUUCUUCUCACGCUCCUUCCUCGCCUUCGCCUUCUUGUCUUGCUGCCUCCAACGCCUCUCCUGCAGCUGGCGGCUCUCGCUCGACACAGUCUCCCCUGUCUUCCUCGUCUUCGCUGGGUGUCUCCUCUGAACUCCUCAACGGGGCUGAAGGCUUCAUGCUCGCUCUUCAGGAACGGCAGACGCACGCGCUAAACGUCCGCGAAAAAGAGACGACGCCAGAAAAGGGAGAAGGCGAAACGGAGAGGAAGCAACGGCCGGCAAGUCUCGCAGAAGCUGCAAACCCACAGGCGCAGAGAGGCGCCUCCACUGUGAUCUCAGACUGCGCUGGAACCUGCCUCUACUCGGCACCCGAAUGCUUUGUCCAGAGUGUCGCACCUGGCGGCCGAGCAGAGAUAAGAGAGUCUCACACCAGCAACCAUUUUCAAGAGAAAACGCUUGACAGCAAGAUUCCAGAGGACUCGCGAGACGGCAAAGAGAGUCGCGGACUUGGGCUGCAAAGCGCCGCCUCUCCUUCUACCGAAAAACCUACGUUUACAACAGACCGGCUUCCAGCUGCCCAUGUCACUCCUGGCUCUUCUUGUGCGUCUCUCCUUGCUUCUCAGUCUUCUUUUCUAUCUCGCCCUCCUUCUUCUUUCUCUGCUUCUUCUUUCUCAACUUCUUCCCCCUCUUCCUCUUUCCCCUCUUCCUCUUCCCCCUCGGCUUCUUCCCCCUCGGCUUCUUCCCCCUCUUCCUCUUCUUCCCAGCUCUCAUCAUCGUCUUCUGCGUCUUCCUCCUGGGCGCCUUCGAUUCAUUAUGCGCUGGACUUGUGGUCUCUGGGAUGCAUCGCCUACGAGAUGUUGUGUGGGCGCCCUGCGUUUGAGGCGCAGGUCCCCCAGGAGACAGUGGAGAAGAUUUUGCGCGGCGCCGUCGAGUUUCCUUCCUCCCUUUCCGCGGAGGCCAGAGACUUCAUUUCGCGCUUGCUCGUUGUCGAGCCCACGGAGCGACUUGGUUUUCGGGAUUUCAGCGAACUGAAGUUCCACCCAUUCCUCGCUUCUCUCGGAGAAGACUUUUGGCGACUGCCGUCAGUCCCCCUUGUGCGUCUCUACGAGCGCAAACGCGUACGCACCCUCAGAGGCGCAGAGAAGGCGAACAGUCGAGAGGCGAAGCGAGAACCAGAGUCCGAGAGCGCGCGAGAAGCAGAUGCGCUGCGGGAAGCGACUGCUUCGAACGCAGGGCAGAGUUCAAACGGAGACGCAUCACGAGACAGCGACUGUUUCUUCCGGCACUCUGGGGAUGAAGAGAAAGAAGCCAGCGGUGCGAAGGUGCCGGACGAAGGUCCGAGUGAGGGCGAUGCCUCAUCCCAGCUUUCGCUUGUUUUCUCUCAAAAGAAAGAAAUGUCCACUUCUCGAUCUCGGUCAGGCUUCUCCUCCGCUUCGGUGGCUCCCGUGCCGCCGCUUGAGGCGCUGGGAGAGAACGGACAACGCCUAGGCGAUCUCCCCCCGCAUGUUUCUUUCUCAGAGCUGCAAGAAAGUGAGGACGACAUACGCUUCGGGCAACUAGCUGCGCAGUCGAGCGGACGGUGCUCCGAGUUCCUCCCUUCCAUUCCAACUUUGUACAACGCAGACGAGGAAGGAAACGGAGACAUAGAGGCGUCUCUCGAACUCACGCCGUUCCUCGGAUUCGGAGCCUCUUCUCUCAGACGCGCGGCUGCAGGCCAGGCGCCGGCUGCUGCGCCCCUGCCUGUUCCCUGCCUCGCGCAUGCAGCCGUUCUCGCUUCUCCACGAUCCGAGGAGACUCACGCGGAGAGCGGCAGGCGAGACGUUGAAUGCGCAAGGUCACCUCCCACUGCCUGGCGACACACAGGAAGGCACAUGCAGUUCUUUCCAGAAGAGAGCAUCGUGCGAGACAGCAACCGACAGGAAGGCAGAAGCGGCAAAGGAAGGCGAGAAGCAAAUGGAGGACCCAGAGGCAAAAGAGAAAGAAAAGAAGAAGAAGAAGAAGCAAGAGGAAGGAGAGCGUCAGAAGAGCGAAGAAGGAGAACAACAACGAGGAACGAAGGAAGAGAAGAAGAAGAAACAAGAGGAAGGAGAGCGUCAGAAGAGCGAAGAAGGAGAACAACAACGAGGAACGAAGGAAGAGAAGAAGAAGAAACAAGAGGAAGGAGAGCGUCAGAAGAGCGAAGAAGGAGAACAACAACGAGGAACGAAGGAAGAGAAGAAGAAGAAACAAGAGGAAGGAGAGCGUCAGAAGAGCGAAGAAGGAGAACAACAACGAGGAACGAAGGAAGAGAAGAAGAAGAAACAAGAGGAAGGAGAGCGUCAGAAGAGCGAAGAAGGAGAACAACAACGAGGAACGAAGGAAGAGAAGAAGAAGAAACAAGAGGAAGGAGAGCGUCAGAAGAGCGAAGAAGGAGAACAACAGCGAGGAACGAAGGAAGAGGAGAAGAAGAAGCAAGAGGAGUUGUUCGUAAAGGUAGAAGAGGAAGCCCCAGUGUAGACCGCAGGGUCAGACAGGUCAGCGACGAAGGAGAAGAUUUCGUCGGUGGGGAUAUCGGGAAGGAGACAGCAAGAGAGACGCGAACGAGGCGGCGAAGCAACGAAAACAUUGAAAACCGCAUGCAUGCAGCGCGGAGCGAGAGUAGAGGAAAGGGAGAGAAGGAGGCUGGAAGCCGGACCGGCAGCAGAGACCGAGCGUCACAGUCGUGGACAGCUGAGGAAGACCGCAGACUGAGCCUCGCUAGGAAGAAAUACGAAGGAGACAGAUGGCGACGCAGUGAGGAAGACCUUGGUAUCGUUCAGAGACUCGAAGACAGGUCUCGGGAAGACAACGUAGGCGCCUCCUCUCUCAGUGACCCUGCCCUCGGUCUUGUCGCCGAUCUAUACCCGUUGGGCGUCCUCAGGGCAUUCCUUGAUGAGCGAGAAACGGCUGUCUUGUGGGGACCCCUCACGCGCAUGCAAGAGGCAACAGCUCCGUUUAAUCGCUUUUGCGCGAUUCACAUGCGACGAAGAGGAUACCGCUUGUAUGGCAACAGUCGGGCAGCUCUCGAACCGGAGCCCUGUCUCGCCGUCUUGACAGACAAGCCUCGGCUUCUUCUCUUUGAUCCUUUCAAGCUCAGACUGAGGAAAAGUAUUUUGUUGAGUGGCGAUGGCCUGGCUGUCUCUGCCGAAGGAGGAGAUGUUCUGUUUUAUCAAUCUUCUCGGUACUCCUUGCUCUUCAUGGACGAUCGGGGACAAGCCGAAGUCUGGGCAGAAAUUAUGAGUCGACUCAUCCUUUUGCGAGGCCGAUGUCCGUCGGAAAUGCCUCACAUCCGGCAGUUCUUUUCUUGGUGUCCCCACUGUUUCUCUCGACCGUCGAGACCAAGGCGAGGGGCGUCUUCUGUCGCAUCUUUCGGCCGCGAGGAAAGCGAGGCAGUGAUACCUCCCAGGGAACGUGCAGAGGCUUCAACAGAAGGACGGGAGCGCUUCACUGGGGUAGAAAACCGGCAUUUCGAGGAGGCAGCAGUGGGGAUGGGAGCGAAGAGGGAGGGCCAGCGACGGCUGUCUCCGCUGUCUCUUUCAGCACAACGUAGCGACUCUCAGAAAGAGAGAGAAGAACAGCAACGUGUAGCCGAGGAGCGCGACAGAUGGCCGGGCUACACUGAUGCGUCGGAAACGCAGGAAGACGAGGAAGGAAGAGACCAGGAGAAUCCUUGGCCUCAGUUAUCUCACAGACACCUCAGCAGCGACACCCAAGAAGCUCGAGAGCGCAGGGCCUGCUGGCUCCUCAAGCGCCGCUGUUCGUCCAUCGAAAGAUCGACAACGGCUUGGGGAGACGAAGAGCAAAUCGCCGAAGAGUGGGAACCUUUUUCUGAUGACGGAAAGAGGGAAAGUGGCUUUGAAGAAGAGUCUGAAAACGGGAAAAGACGGCCGGAAGUCAAGAAUGGAACGCAGAUGUUUUGGGGAGAUUCUGAGGCGAGCCCGAAACCCUCUUCGUUUUCUCAGUUUCUGCUUGGCCGGGCCAAAAAGGUCGGAAACGUCGCCGCAGGAGCUGUCCGUGCCUUCCACAGGAAGUGGCGGAGCGACAGUGAUUCCGAGUUUCGCGCGAGGUAA
Molecule: messenger RNA, 5709 nt
Organism: Toxoplasma gondii ME49
Lineage: Eukaryota; Apicomplexa; Conoidasida; Eucoccidiorida; Sarcocystidae
Product: protein kinase domain-containing protein
Exons: 5
Coding region: 1-5709 (1902 amino acids)
Biological process (GO): signal transduction; peptidyl-serine phosphorylation
Cellular component (GO): cAMP-dependent protein kinase complex
Molecular function (GO): cAMP-dependent protein kinase activity; ATP binding
Source: RefSeq, a predicted model, not a curated record